This is a messenger RNA of Kwoniella shivajii, 219 nucleotides long. RefSeq lists its product as uncharacterized. The transcript is spliced from 3 exons. NCBI's taxonomy places the organism in Eukaryota, Fungi, Basidiomycota, Tremellomycetes, Tremellales, Cryptococcaceae. The record is from RefSeq and is a predicted model, not a curated record. Gene Ontology annotation, biological process: protein secretion; intracellular transport. Bases 1 to 219 code for a protein of 72 amino acids.
AUGUCCGCAUUAUUCAAUUUCCAAUCUCUGCUCCUAGUCCUCCUUCUGCUGAUAUGUACGUGUACGUAUAUAAGAGGUACUGCACCUGGAUUAGUGGAUCGAAAUAGAGAAGGAUUCCUUGGCAUGUUCUUCAAAUGCGCCCGAAUAGGUGAAAGGCUAUCGCCUUACGUCUCAUUGGCUUGUAUAGCAAUGGCAAUAACGAUAAUGGUUGGAUCAUGA